AUGAGACUCCUCCCCACUAAAAUCUGUCUGUCUGCCAAGAAUCGUGAAGUUUAUAUUUGGAGAUAUUGCAAACUGGCUUGUGUUGUAAGAAAAUGUCAGCUCACAGAUACCUCACUGGUCCUGUGGCUGGUACAGAGCACCAUACAAGGAGGAGUUAGGCCACAGACUGGAGCUCUGGGAAGAUUGGCGAGUCGAGGUCCUGGUAUCGGUGUACAGUCUGGAGGUCCAGUGGCUGGUAUCCUCGGAGCCCGUGGCUAUGGGGCAGGCAAGCCAGGAAAAACAGGUGUUGGCCGUUAUCUUGGAGGGGCGGCAUACAGACCCACUGCGAUCAGAGGAGGCCUGAAACAAGGAUAUGGAACACUCGGUUAUGGAGGAGCUGCAAACCUUGGAACUGGCCUUGGGGCUGCCGGGCUGGGAUUCGGCACAGGGUAUGGCCUAGGCAACGGGCUGGGAGCAGCCUUAGGUUAUCCAGCAGGGAACCUCGGAGGAAGAGGUUACACCAGUAAUGGCUAUGGAGCGCAGCUAGGUUAUGGCGCAGGAGGAUACCCCAACGCUGGACGCGGAUACGGCCUUGGUGCUGCUGGCUAUCUUGGAGCUGGUUUUACUAACGGUUAUGGAGCAGGUGUAGGGGCAGGUGGAUAUCCACAGGGAGUUCGAGCAGGAAAGCAGAUUGCAGGCUACAGCAAUGGAUACGGCAGUGAGGUUUAUGGCACAGCAGACGGUUAUGGAGCAGGACCUGCCUACCCAUCAGUGUUAGCUGAUCAUUUUGGCAUGAACGGUAUAGCUGGUCUGGGAGCUGGAGGCCUUGGAGGUCCAGGGCUGGUAGUGAACCCCGGCCUGGGUGCUGAUGCCAAGUCUAGAAAAUAUGGUGCAGGUGGAGUUCUUGGAGCUGCCGGAUCCUUGCCUUACGGUGGCCAGCCUGUGGUCUCAGCUGGACUUGGCCCUCAAGGCAAGGCUGGUAGUUAUGGUGGAGCUACAUAUGGAGGAAUACCAACCCUUGGGCCAGACACUUCUUUGGGUGGUACAGGUGGAGCAAUGGAGCCAUUAGCAGGCGGAGCUGUAGGCCAGAUUCCUUACAGCGCACCAGUCAUUGCAGCUGGGCUUGAUGUUGAUGCUGGUUAUCCUUUUGGUGCUGAGCAACUCCGUCUGGGUGCUGAUGCUACAAAGACAGCCGCCAAAUAUGGCACAGGCUAUGCAGCUGCACUAAGUACUGGUGGUCAGAGACCCUAUGGUGGACAGAAGGAUGGAAGCAAGCUUAGUGGCAUUUAUGAGAAUGGCUACAGAGGCUGAUUUCCAAGGCCAUGCUGUUAAACUCGUCAGUAUGUUUUUUUAGCCCAUUUAUGCCUAGUGUUCCUCACCGUUGUGCAGUUUUGUGACAUGUUUUUGUCUGCCUUAUUGGUUUAGUGUUAGUUUUGUGCCCAUGUGUGUGGGCAUGUGUGUUUUGUGUGUAGGUGUGGUUUUGAUAUUCAUUGUUCUGUUUGUGGAUGUUCCCUCAGUCUGUUCAU
Sinocyclocheilus grahami is the source of this 1505-nucleotide messenger RNA. RefSeq names its product glycine-rich cell wall structural protein-like. The transcript has 23 exons. Lineage: Eukaryota; Metazoa; Chordata; Actinopteri; Cypriniformes; Cyprinidae. The coding region runs from base 1 to 1290 and encodes 429 amino acids. The record is from RefSeq and is a predicted model, not a curated record.